This is a messenger RNA of Ectocarpus siliculosus, 819 nucleotides long. The record is from the annotation of a GenBank genome assembly. NCBI's taxonomy places the organism in Eukaryota, Phaeophyceae, Ectocarpales, Ectocarpaceae.
CCUCCCUUCCGCCAUGAACCUUCGCUCUUACACCGCAUACCUGAACCUCGUGGUACAUUGCUCAAUGCGAAUGCCUCCAGUCUCAGCGUUUCACACCACAGCCGUAUGGGCUGCUAGAUAUAGUCGACUUCUCGGGAUUCCGUCAUGUCUACUCAAACCGCCCAGGAGAGGAGACAUAUCUUUGUUUAAAACGACCGCCCAACGGGACAAGCACAUGGCCUCUAUUCAAGAUGGACGAGGAGGUCACACUCGUGGCAUGACAGCAAUGCCGAAGGUGGAUGGGGGGGUUGCUUGCACAGCGACUUUGGAGGUUUCUGUGGCAUCACCGGAAGAAAUGGAAGAAACAGGCGCUUUCUUCGGCGCGGACGCCAGUGGUGGAGACGUGGUUCUCUUGUGGGGAGACUUGGGAACGGGCAAGACGUGCUUCGCAAGGGGGUUUGUUCGAGCAAGAGUCGGGGAUCCUGGCCUAGCGGUGACUUCACCGUCGUACCUCUUGGACAACACCUAUGAGGUUGCAGAUGAAGAUCUCACACUGCACCACAUGGAUCUAUACCGGCUUCAAGGGGGUACCGAUCUACGAGUGCUCGGUAUUCCGGGCGUGUUUGAGACAUGUGUUUGUCUUGUUGAGUGGCCUGAUCGGCUGGGAGCGACUCAACCAGUCAACAGACUAGAUGUUCACCUGACAGCAGUCAACGAAGAAGAACGAAUACUUAAAUUCAUUGGACAUGGCGCCUGGUGGACGGGGGUGGUGGAAGAUUUCCAGGAAGCAAGGCGGACAAGGAAGCUUCGUUAGUUCACCUUCAGUGUCUUGCCCGAAAA